This is a messenger RNA of Ruditapes philippinarum (Manila clam), 1151 nucleotides long. RefSeq lists its product as uncharacterized. NCBI's taxonomy places the organism in Eukaryota, Metazoa, Mollusca, Bivalvia, Venerida, Veneridae. The record is from RefSeq and is a predicted model, not a curated record.
GUUCGUUUACAAUACGCAUGCGCUGUAAAAUUGGAGUAAAUCAAUAUGGCGGAAAAUAGCCCCGGAUAAUAUUUUCUCAAAAUUUGAAGAAAUUGCGAUAUUGAUAGAGUAUCAGGAUGGCACAUCAACUUCAGUUAGAGAAGGAAAAAUACAGACAGUGGGUAAAGGCUGGUUUAGGACUUGGAUAUUUAAAGGAUGGACUGGUACCAUUCUGUAAUGACAUAGCUGACCAACAACAUAAGGAUAUCUUACAAAACAUCAGGACUACAAAGUCACUACCAUCAACUGUGACAUGUGGCACCUGUAGAGUUGAAACCCUAAAGCCAGACCAUAAGCCAGUACCUGGGAAUGCUGGAAACAAAGUUUGUCCUCUUGGGCAAGUAAAAUGCAGCUGUUGCUGUAAGGGAAAAAAUGCUUGUCCGAACAACAUAUGUGGCGCCAUCUAUGAUUUUAUUGUGCAGAAUCAUGCCUCCACGCCACCUGCACCUAACUGGAAAAACACAGAUGCUCAACAGUGGGUGACAGAUCCUUGGAGCAUUUGUAAGUGUUUUAUAAAUGCUCCAGGGUACGAGCAGAAACAAUCUGCUGGUGAAACUGAUUGUACUGGGUUAUUACAUCUAAUGAUAAAUAACCAGUAUUUUCAUAGCCACAUUGGAUGUGAUGUCACAAAAGCAAACAACCUUUUUUUAAAGGUACGUCAGUAUAGAAAUAAUAUUUUCCACUCAAGCAGCAUGGAAUUAGAAGAAAGUGAGGCCAAUUCAUAUAUUGACGAUAUGAUAGCAGUUUUACAAGAUGGUAAAGAGCUAUUACAACAACCAGAUGCCCAGAUAGCAGUGAAAAAACUUCAAGAUCUGAAGAAGAAGGACUUCAUUGUUACUACUGAAGGUUUUGAAGAUAUUCUGGGGCAAAUCAAGGACGAAAUGUCAAAAGUUUUGAAAUCAACGGAAAAUGCUGCUACUAAAGAAGAAUAUGAGGACCUGAAAAGUAAACUCUCAGAGGGAAAAGUUGAGACUGAAAAACUUGAAAACAAACUUGCAAAUCUGGAGAAACAGAUUUCUGAAGAAAAGAAAGGACAACUAGAGGCUGAGAAAGAACAUGCAGAUUUAAAAAAGAAAUUUACUAUUCUUGAGACAAUAAUGGAAGAGCAAAAA